Abrus precatorius (Indian licorice) is the source of this 370-nucleotide messenger RNA. RefSeq lists its product as uncharacterized. The record is from RefSeq and is a predicted model, not a curated record. Lineage: Eukaryota; Viridiplantae; Streptophyta; Magnoliopsida; Fabales; Fabaceae. The transcript has 3 exons. Bases 58 to 315 code for a protein of 85 amino acids.
ACACAUUCCGAUUCACCAAUUCCUUCCAUACCCAUCUCCCAAAGGUUCCAAAAAAUAAUGGGUCACUCACGUUUUCUUGCUCUGCUUCUUGUUUCAUCCCUACUCUUUCUCUCUUUUGGUUAUGGAUUCGCCAGGGUGGCACUGACCGAUGAAGAGGAUGUAGAGACUACUUCUCUGGAUUUUCCCAUAAAAACAAUGUUUCCGGUAAAGUUUGAGACUAUGGAUUAUGCUGAUCCAGAGCCAAAUAUCAAUCCCAAAAACGGGUAUAUUUUUAGCCCUCCUUCACCCACACCUACUCCUCCUCCAAGUGCUUAAAUGGAAGAACAAGAUUAGAUUUUUACAGUGGUUUGUGUCUUUCUGGUUGGUUUUA